CCCUAUUUAAACCAACCACCCUUCUAUCUCUCUCUUCUCUUCUCUUCUUCUUCUCGAUCUCGAAACCCUAAGGAGACUUCGGCAACAUGGCCUCCCACUCCUCAUCCUCCCCCUCCCCUUCCCCGCCCAACGCCAAGCCCAUCCCCUCCUCCGCCUCCGGCGGCGGCGGCGGCGGAAAGAAGCCCCAGCCCGUUCCGUGGACCCACGAGGAGACGGUCAACCUAAUCCGGGCCUACGGGGAGAAGUGGUACGCCCUGAAGCGCGGCCCGCUCAAGUCCAGCCAGUGGGAGGAGGUCGCCGUCACCGUCGCCGCCCGCUGCGGCUACUCCUACGCCGAGCCCUCCAAGACCGCCACCCAGUGCCGCCACAAGAUGGAGAAGCUCCGCAAGCGCUACCGCGCCGAGAAGCAGCAGCGCGCCGGCGCCGGCGGCGCCUCCGGCUGGCCGUACUACGAGCUGAUGGUGCGGCUGGAGCGCGGGCCCAUGCCGAUCUCGGCGCGGCCGAUCGCCGUGGUGCCGUACGGCGCCAGGAGGGCCGUCGACGGAGGAGGAGGGGACGAGGAAGAGGAAGAGGAAGAGGAGGAGGAAGCCGAAGCCGAAGCAGCAGCCGCCGCCGACGACGGCGACAACGACGGCGACGAGGACUACGAUGGGAAUUACAGCAAGUCGAGGAGCAUAAACCACAUACUGAGGAGGCCGGCGGUGGUGAAACGGUUCCCCAGGGCUCCGGCGGCGGGAGGGGCGAAGAGGAAGAGGGGGGCGGCGGCGGCGGAGCAGAUGGAGGAGGAAUUGGGGGAGGAGGAGGAGGAGGGAGGGAGGAGGAAGAGGAGGAGGAGGGCGGUGUGGGAGAUAGCGGGGGAGAUAAGGGGGUUCGCGGAGAGGUACGUGGGGAUGGAGAACGUGAAGAUGGAGAUGGUGAGGGAGAGCGAGCGGUGGAGGAUGGAGCUGGAGAGGAAGAGGAUGGACCUCAUCGCCGAGUCCCAGGGCAAGAUCCUCGACGCCAUUGCCAAGGCCUUUGCCUUCCACUCUUGACUUUGUUUUGCUCUCUCUCUCUCUCUUCUUUCUUUCUCUUCUUGUAAAAAGGAAAAAUGUCAUUAUUUCAGGCACUCGUUUUUCAGUGUAGAUCGAUGCGAUCGAUCGUUAAUAUUUGGGAUAAGCUGAUGUUCGACAUUCCAUUUGUGGGGUU
Messenger RNA from Syzygium oleosum, 1185 nucleotides. RefSeq names its product trihelix transcription factor ASIL1. Gene Ontology annotation, cellular component: nucleus. The transcript has a single exon. NCBI's taxonomy places the organism in Eukaryota, Viridiplantae, Streptophyta, Magnoliopsida, Myrtales, Myrtaceae. The coding region runs from base 87 to 1031 and encodes 314 amino acids. The record is from RefSeq and is a predicted model, not a curated record. Gene Ontology annotation, molecular function: transcription cis-regulatory region binding.